Messenger RNA from Uranotaenia lowii, 1179 nucleotides. RefSeq lists its product as uncharacterized. The coding region runs from base 124 to 1110 and encodes 328 amino acids. The transcript has 2 exons. Gene Ontology annotation, cellular component: extracellular matrix. Gene Ontology annotation, molecular function: protein binding. Lineage: Eukaryota; Metazoa; Arthropoda; Insecta; Diptera; Culicidae. The record is from RefSeq and is a predicted model, not a curated record.
UUCAAUCACUGAUCGGCCGUAUCAGUAGCGUCACGAUCAGCGGAAUCGAAACAAACGGACGACGACGCCAACGCCGUCGUUAUUCGAUCGAUAGUAGCCGAACUGUGCUGCACUCGAGUGGACAUGGACGUUUUUCGAGUUGCCGGUGGAUUGUUGUUGGGAGUGUUUGUUCUGGGAAUAAGCUCUGCUGACCGGAAACAGUUCAGUUGUGAAGAAACGAGUCGGUUUAAAGUCACCAAUAUCUGCGUCAUCAAUGGGGUGAAACUUUCCGAGAAUUCUGUUCUGCCUGAUGGUGAUUUUCCGGAUGUCGCCUUCCUGGAGCUACGCAACCCCGAAAUUCUCGAUUUCGAAGUUCAGUUGUUCGAAAAGACCUCAACAAACACUACGGAACUAACUCUUCGUCGGGGGCAAGUUCGUUCGAUCAACUUCUGGUCUCCAUCGCUGAAAGUUCUACGGAUUGUUGAGACAGGUCUUUCUUCGUUCGAGGUCCUCGGAGAACCCAACAAUGUUCUACGGCAGCUGGUCAUCCGAUCCCGGGACUACUCAAACUGGUCCGUUGGAAUGUUUUGGCUCAGCGCACUCGAGAUUAUAGACAUUGCGUACUGCAACUUCACCUACAUCAACCUGGAUUGGUUCGGGGGCUUCCAGAAACUGAAGGUGCUUGAUGUGUCCAAAAAUCACAUCCAUUCGCUGCAAAGUGGACCGUUUCUCACAUUGAACUCCCUCGAAGAACUCUACGUGUGGGGUAAUCGCCUAGAAUACAUUUGGCGCUUUCCGGACGUUUUCCCGAAACUGGAACGGAUUGGUCUGUCCGAAAACCGGUGGCUUUGCGAUUGGGUAUCGCUGGCUCGAGAAUCUUUGAUGGUACUAAACAUUAUCUCAAUGGGAUCGGAUUACAAUUGCAAGCCUGGUUGGGCCUUGAAUGGGGGACUGUGCUGUCGAAGAACCGGGGAGUGGAAACUGUCUGGCGACGGUUCAAAUGAGAACAGAGUGCAUGUGGAUUUAUAUAUUACGGAAACCGGCAACAGCAGCCGGAAUGAUUCGGUCGUUGGUGCUAAAAUGGGUGAUAUGGUGAUAUUUCUGGACAAACCUGUGAAUGCUACUACUUAAACCGUAGUUUUCUAGUUUAAAAAUGUGACAAAGCUUAAGCUUUUAUUGUUAUAUUUUGUUGAAUAAAAU